Molecule: messenger RNA, 560 nt
Organism: Teleopsis dalmanni
Lineage: Eukaryota; Metazoa; Arthropoda; Insecta; Diptera; Diopsidae
Product: sterol regulatory element-binding protein cleavage-activating protein-like
Exons: 2
Coding region: 180-560 (126 amino acids)
Biological process (GO): SREBP signaling pathway
Cellular component (GO): Golgi membrane; endoplasmic reticulum membrane
Molecular function (GO): sterol binding
Source: RefSeq, a predicted model, not a curated record
GUUAUCCCCUCAUAAAUAUACCAUUACCGGGCACAAUACCAACGAAAAUCGUAUUACCUUUUGAAGGUAAAUAUUCGCUCUUUGGAGAAGGUGACAAAAACUUUUCAGUAGUCAAAAAUAUUUUCAAUGUGAACAAUGUUAGCUAUGAUCCACCCUUGCCGUGGACGCAAAGUUCGCCAAUGCUAUACGUCCAACAGAUAACUCUACGUUCCAGUGUAUUACCGUGGACCGAAGAUAUGCAUUUGAUGGAUGCGUUUCGUGCGCCACUCUACGAGGUUUUUCGUUUGCUUGAAAUUGUACGAAAUCACGAAAGCGAAGAAAACAAACGUACACUUGACAAAAUUUGCUUACAUGUCGACAAUGUUAAGCGUGUGCAGAAUGAGCAAAUAUUUCCGGAGUAUAAUUGCUUGGUGUUGUCGCCAGCGAACAUUUGGGGACAGAAUGUCCACAAUUUCACCAGGGACACCAACAUAUUGAAUACAAUAUUCCAGUAUCAUGUAAGAUAUAUAAAUAUACCUACUAUACCAUAUAACUUAUUUACAAUAUCUGUAUGUAUUUAA